Cadophora gregata is the source of this 2354-nucleotide messenger RNA. RefSeq lists its product as uncharacterized. Gene Ontology annotation, molecular function: monooxygenase activity; oxidoreductase activity, acting on paired donors, with incorporation or reduction of molecular oxygen; iron ion binding. The transcript is spliced from 3 exons. NCBI's taxonomy places the organism in Eukaryota, Fungi, Ascomycota, Leotiomycetes, Helotiales, Ploettnerulaceae. The record is from RefSeq and is a predicted model, not a curated record. The coding region runs from base 1026 to 2204 and encodes 392 amino acids.
CGUGGACGAAUCCAAAUAUUUGUCCAAACAAACAUUUCAUCGUGAUUUAGACCUAUAUAUAGCGAAUAUUCGUCGAUCUGUAGCAUUGUAGUCGCAGCUAUACCCUAUUCUGAAAUAUUCGAAGACGACAGGGGCUGGCAGAAAGUCUACUAGCAGUAAAUGACCCAGGGCUACCUUGACCUCCUGCGCCACAAAGAACCGCCCUGGGCACGCGUGCUUACCAUACAGUAUCCCCAUGCCAAGUGUUCAGGGCUCGAAUGAGUGAGGCUUGCGUCCUUGUCCCCCACUGCCUGCCUCGUCCGGUGGAAACGAUGCGGGUUCCAGACGGCCGGAUUUUCGUAGAGACCCGUGAUCUCGAUGGUGUUUGGUGCUUCGCACAACGGCCACUCUUGCAGCACCUCCAGAACCAUCUACAUCGUAAUUUGCGAAAGGCGUGCAUCAGCUCCGAGCGUUAUAUGAAGAUGCUGAAUCCGACAGAAGAAUUUCUGAGCACCCUCAAAGUGUUCGCCCGAGUUGCCACAUGGAGUCUCCUAGUCUGGAUGGCGCUGCGAUGUCUUGAGGCUGUCCUGUGCAGGGUCAGCGUCCAGGAACCGCCAGUGGUGAGAUCGAAAAUACCAAUCUUGGGCCAAGCGUUGAGAUUGUUUACUCAAGGUGUGACAUACUACGAGAAUUUAAGUUCCCUUCUGUGAAGCUGCAGGCACUUGCUCUCUGAAGGUUAAAAGGGGAACCGACUAUUAGGUCGCUUGUAACUCUCCCUGACCAGCGCUUCGCUUUAGGCGGCACAGCUAAGGGAGGUGCGCGUGUCGCACUUUAGGGGAUAACUUCUCCAAAUCUGUAUUGCAUGACUUGCUGACACUAGUCACAAUAGGAAACAGACCAAUCUUCCAAUCUUGACGACGUUUUUCGGCACGCAAAAGGUGUACAUAGUGAAUUCGCCAGAACUCAUCACCCAGAUAAACCGUCAAAGAAAGAAAAUUGAUGCGAGUUUGCCAUUUCUCCAUGUCGUCUGCGGCAAGUUCUUUGGCAUGCAUGAUGAGGACUUGGACGAUUUGAUGCGAAAUGCCACCGCGAAAGACUCUCUGCGGCAUGAUCUCAGAGCGAUGGAGCACGCUGCUUUGGAAGCCGGAACGGAGUCCAUGGUGGAAAUCUACGGGAGUAUCUCCCGGGAACUCGCAGACAUAAUGAACGACACUGCUUCAAAAUGUCCUGAGAAAGUGAACCUUCUAGACUGGCUGCAGAGGACGUUUACCCUGGCAACAGGAAGAGGGCUCUUCGGUCGCGGCAAUCCACUCGACCGCUCUAAAGACUUGGUCAGUUGCUUGUGGACUAUGGAGAGCGGCCUCAAAAAGCUCACGAUGUUGCCAUACCAAUCUCUUACGGCGCGCAAGGCCGUGGUGGCUCUUGAGCGAUUGGUUCAAGCCUUCAUCGAUGACCACGACCCCAAAGGCCCAGUCGGUCUUGGCCGUGGUUCCAUUGCGCUGAGCCAAGUGUUCUAUGAAAUAACUCAGCGCCAUAAUACGAGCGUGGAGUUUCAGGCGAGAUACACUCUUGGCUUCUUCACUGGGUUCGUGAUCAACUCAGUGCCGGCUCUGUUUUGGAUCGUCAGUCUCUUGGCAGCAAAUAAAGCCCUGGCGGACAGGAUUAGGUUUGAGGUCCAGCAGGUCGUCACGGCCAUUGGCUCAGAAGAGAUAACCGUCGAGGCCGCUUCUCUUAGAUCGCAGUGCCAGCUGCUAGUUUCAACAUGUCGGGAAGUCCUUCGCUAUAUCAGCUCCUCCAUCGGCACUUCCCUAGUAAACGACAACGUUCACCUGGACGAUGGACUUGUGCUCAAGAAGGGUGCUAUCAUACAGAUACCAGCCACGGCGAUGCACUCCAACACAGCCGUAUGGGGCCCAUCAGCCAACGAGCUGGACCCAGAAAGAUUCCUUAGACGGGAUAAAGUGCACCCAGCGGCGAACCGAGUCUUCGGGGGUGGCAGCGAACUGUGCCCAGGCAGGCACCUGGCAUUGGACGAGCUGCUGACUUUCACUGCUAUGUUCGUGUAUACAUUUGAGGUUGAUAUUUUGCCGGAUGUAUGGAGGAAUCCUCAACAAGAGCGAAAUAAUAUGCUUUCUGUCAAAAAACCAAGCUCGGAUCUGCUGGUACAGGUGACACGACAGGCUAGUGCUAAUUGUUGGAGGUGGAAGUUUACUGGCAAGGUUUAGAGUAGAAUAUAUAUUAGGAGUAAUCGUCGGCUUCGCUUACGGGGCCGCUAAUCGUCGUCCCUCCUUAGUCAGUGGAAGCAGGAGGCCGGCAGAAGCAGAGGGCCGAGUAAUAACUUAUUAUAUUAUUUAUAAAUUAUUAAUAAUAGAAAU